Linum trigynum is the source of this 7885-nucleotide messenger RNA. NCBI's taxonomy places the organism in Eukaryota, Viridiplantae, Streptophyta, Magnoliopsida, Malpighiales, Linaceae. The record is from the annotation of a GenBank genome assembly.
ACAUCCUGGAACGAAACCAGGCCACAAAAUCAAAAGAGCGACACAUGGUCGGGUACAAGGAAAGGGCUUUGCGAGCCACCAAAUGGGCUACCUUAUUAAUACGCCGACCUACAAAUCGCACCCUAAACCCUAUAUUCUCAGACAGACAGUGCAAAACUUCAUGGAAAAUGGCACCAUCACGACUAUCACUGUCUUGAGUGUGCUAGCUUUAACUCAAUAUUGGGUGAAAUUAACCAAGAGGGUGGAAAUCCCCUCUUGGUCCAAUUAGGAGCUAGACUCCUUAGCCACUUGGGUAACCUCAUUUAGGUCAAUUUAAGACCAAAAUCUCAAAUAUCGCAGUAGGACCGUGAUUCCACCUGGAUAGGUCUCUCCGCCGAACAGAUUAAGUUCCGAGGGUUUGGUUUGCAAUUCUUAGCCGGCUAGUUGAGAGGGUUAGGUUCCCUAGCCUAUCGUUGUCACCCUUAGCCGAAAGCUUAAGUGAGUUAGCUUAUUAACUUGUUUGCAACGACUCUCAAUUAGCUAACUAAGAGAGAGUUAGGGAUCUCCUUGGUCGAUCGAUAAAGAGGGCUAGACUCUCAAGCUAUGAAUCACAAUCCUUGACCUAACGGUUAAGAGAGCUAGUUCCCCUAUCUUAUAUUUGUUGAUUUUCCUUCAUAGAUAGACUAAGCGAGUUUGUCCCUAACUAGUUGAACCCACCUUGCGGUGUAUGAACACUUCCUUCACACUAGAGCUUUGUUUGUCGCUUCUUAGCAUGAGACUAGGGGGAGCAAUACCCAGGUGAAGUCCCCUCAAGUAGAAUCCUCCUCCAUUUACUUUCCUUGCUUGUUUAGUUUGUAGUUUUCUUAGUUUUAAACCCAAAAAUUGUUAUGCUAGAUAACAACUUAAGCGAUUGAAGUAGGGGUACAUGGAUCGGCCCGGGUUUGACAAUUAAAUACUUGCCCUAUACUGCACCCGGUUAGAGUUUAAAAACUUGGGCUCUAGUCGGGAUUAAUUCGCGGUAUAGUUUCGUGUGAGUCAGUAAGCACAUUGAGAUGCAUAUUCGAUAUAUUUGACAGCUUGUAGUACAUGGAUUAAUUUCCUUCAAUCUGUAUUAAAGAAUGAAGAUUGAAUAUCUCAUUGUUGAUGUUAAUUGGUUGUUGUUGUGCAAUUCCUAAGUAACUGGGAAGACCCAAUAUGUAUUACCAAAAAUGAUAUAAGCUACUACAAAUGGAAAUUUGUGUAACCUUAUUGUUUUUCAUUAUAAAGAGAACUUUUUGUUGUUCAUAAUAAAGAAAUCUGCCCAACAACUGUGCAGCUAUCACACAUCCUAUAGUUUAUUUUAAAGAGUUUAUUCCUCUAAAAAAAAAUAUAUGUUAAUGAGUUGAUGAUCUUAAAUACUAAUACUGUACAAUUGCCUUUUUCCCCCCAAGAUGUCGUACAACCCCUCAACUUAGGAGAGAAUCAACUCCACAUUCACUCUCUCUCUCUCUCUCUACCUCUCCCUUCCUCUCUAGGGCUCUCUAUAAAUAGAUGGCUCGAGCAAAGACCAAAGAGCACCAAAACAAACUAAGAGUUGCCAAAUCAAAAGAGCCUAAUUCCCUUUCAUUUGCUCACUUAAUUACAUUUCCCAUCUCUCAAUCACCAUGGCCCAAAUAACAAUGAAGCCACUAGCAGCUUACUACUCCACUUGCCUUCUUCUUCUCCUCUCCAUCAUCAUUCUCUCCCAACAGAUUCACUCCAUUGAAGCAGCGAGGGGCUUCAAGCUCAACCAAAAUACCCUCCACGGCAACACCGCGAAAGGCUCUUUCACUACUAUUGUAGCCGAGGUGGAAGAGACUGCUAUCACCAGUCCACCACCGCCGCCGGUGGUGGUGGCUCCCGGCAGUCAGGCAACCUCCGAGCCACAGCAGCCUCCGGCCGCAGCCGCCCCCGGCCGCGGCACCGAUGAUUUCAGGCCCACCACUCCCGGCCACAGCCCCGGCGUUGGACAUUCUACGCACAACUAAAACCGCGCAUGCAAGAAUUAAUUACAUGCAGAGCACGUAGCUAUGAAGGUGCUGAUUGAUGUGUGCCAGUACUGCUUUGGGUUUACCUAUGCAAGUGCUGUAUUAUCCGUUAGGGUUUAUUGCAACGAAAUUAAUGUGUUUUAGGGCUAGGAUUUAAUUUAGAAAAUUUGGAUUUUUGUCGUUCAGUUCAAUUUUAUUUUUGGAUUUCUGUAUAUUGUAAAUUGCUUCAAUCCAGUAAUUUAAGAAAUUUGAUUAUAUUGUUCAUCAACAUCCAUUUCUACUUUUUUUUAAUGGGUAAUCAUAAAUAUUAUUAAACUCAAGGAGGGUAGAUUAACUCUACUCCUCACAAAAGUAACUUUACACUUCAAACAACUAAAUGGCUACUACAAGAAAAUACAAGUUUCAUACCCAUUAUACACUCUACAUUCAUUAUUCAUACAGUCAAAAGACUGUAUCGUUUUCACCGUCGCCUAUCUGCUGUCAGCUCGGUACCUCAGUGAAACAUAUGGUACAUCUUACUCUGUAAUGAACUUAAUUAAUUAGUUACUAAUAUGAAACUGACUAAUCAUAUAUGAAGCAUUAUGCACCUUGUGCACGAAAAUAAAGAUCGAGAAGAAAUUUUAUAGGUGAUGCACUUAUAAAAAUGAGUGCAUAAUAUUCAUCGUGGUUUAAAUAUAAAUGAUCAUUAAUCAAUUAAACUUAAUAUAUAAUAAUUGGAUUUUACUGAAAUAACAACAACACAUAGAAUUACCAUUAAUUCUUGCAGUUUUAGCGAGAAAUAUAUCCAAAUAAUGGGCUUUCAUUGUAACAAGUAAGUUCUAAAUAAAUUUGAAAAAUUACAUGCUUUCUUGUUCAUCUUAACAUAAGAAUGAGAUAAAUUAGACAAAUUAGAUGAUCAAAAUGACGAAUAAGAAAAGAAUAUUAUAGCAUAUAUUCUAAAAAGUGAAAUGUGUAUACUAGAAAAAUGCAUAAAAGUAAGAUGAAUUUUCAGAGUUAUCCUGUUUUCCUGUUUUUGUGAUAUUUAAGGUAAAAGUGAUUAAAUUGUAAAUCAUCUUUGAAAAUGUUUAUGCAUUUUUCACAUUAUAGUACAAUUGAAAAUCAAAAUAAUUUUAUGUCAAAUCGAUAAUGAUAAUGGCCAUUAUAAGAAAAAUGCAUAAGAUACCCAACUUGGGUCAAAGGUGUAUGCUAUAUUUAUCUGGGCCUUUCCGAUGGUUUUUUAUUUUAUUUUUUAUUUUGGUAUAAGACGAUUGUUUAUUUUGAAGAACUAUGGAGAUUUCAAUUGUUUUAUUUUUGUUUCUUUGUAAUUUAUAAAGGCGGUCCAAAUGAUAAACUAAACAAUGAGGGAAGGUCCUCACCUACCGGAAGAGCCAGGCCAUUCCAUAUAAUAAUUAGGAAGGAGAACUCCCCCCCCCCCCCCCCCCCCCCCCAAUAUUAAGAAGAACUUAAUUAAUUAAUGGCAGUUGCUCAGGGAAAUAGUAGGUGGUACGUACAAUCUAAACCAAUAGAGUAUAGAGAAAUCGAGCUUAAUUAACCCGGUUCGGUUAUAAAUGAAUACCAGAUGCAAUUUGAUAGAGACAUGAUCAUCAAUAUGCGUGAAUGAUACAAGAGUUUCGACAUCUUUAAGUAGAGGUCGGCUAUUUAUAUUUCUCACAUCGAUUAAAAAAAAAAACAGUUUGUAGGUGUGCAGAAAGAGCAACAUUCUAGUUCAUAUAUAAGUGAAUCAACAUGUUAAUUCUAGGAUUGGAAUGGCCUAAGCCACACACUUCUUCAAACACGUAUUAUAGUUUUUCCUAAUAUAUUUUAUAUUCAUCAAAUACUCCCUACCUUUGGCAAAUGCGAAAACUAAAAAGCAACAUAUUACGAAACAAAUUAAUCUCACCAAGGAAAUCAAUUAGUACGCAUGCAGAACAACGAACAUGGGCGCUCCAGCAGUUUGAGAUACAGCAGCAAAAGCACAACAGAGAGAACGAACAAGUACUACUACUAUUCAUUCAUUAUUCAAUUAUUAUGUAUUUUGACGGUUUGGAUUCCAUGGCAGGCGGAAAAUGAAAGAUUCCUCAUGUGAUGAUGCCAAAGCAUGCAACCUGCAGCCACCAUCUUUUAAUAUAAAAAAAAAAAAAAACCAUUGUCCAUCAACGGUGAAGAAAGGAAGCUCGUGCACUACAGCUUUAGCUAUUAAUUGUUCUUUAGCAUAUACCUUUGCGGUUAUUCAGUCUCGUUCACAUUUCCACAUGACUUCACGAGGCCAAGUUGAUGACAACAUUACCGCCAGCUUUUUCAAGUACGUCUAGUUGUUCAAUGUUUUCUCGUUGUCCUGUGCUAUAGUAGUUUAAUAACUGUUUGAAUUCUGUACCAGAAAAUAGGAGGACGGUUCGACGGCUGGGAAGUAUUGCCAAUCGAACCAACCGUGUUGCGUCUUUCUUUUUAUUCGAGACACAUAUAUAAUUAUAAAAAAAACCAAUCGAACCAACCCAACAUUCCGAAUCAGACUAAUCCAGCCAGCCGACUUAUCGCUCGUAUUGUCAUUUUUAAAAUAAAAGAUGAAGAUGAAUAUUGAUCUGCUUAUCAAUAUGAACUCGAACCGGGAUAAUUCCCUAAAUACACAUAAAACUAAAACAAAUUCCUAAACUACCACACAUUUAAAAUUUUUUCCCAAAAUACCUAAGUUUGGAGUGGUUCGAGUUUGAGAAACUCGAACUACUAACCGGUUCGAGUGUGGGAGACUCGAUCUACUCGUAUAUCGAUGAUAUAAGCCUCGAACCAUGUGGGUCUGAAGUGAACUCGAACCACUCCUUUGAAAUUUCCAACCACCUUAACUUUGUGCUCGGUUAUCCGAUCGUAGCAUACUUUUUUUUCAUUUCGCAUAACUUUUCGAGUACUACAACUUUUCAGAAUAUAAUAGAAAUAUUUUCAGAAUAUAUGUGAAAUUGUGAAAAUUAAAUUUACUCCCAAAACCCCUUAUAUUGAAAACUACUCAUAUUUUGAAAAUUUAUUCCUAAUAAAUGUUAUAGUACUAAAAAAGUUAUGCAAAAUAAAAAAACUUUGCGACUUAUCGCUCGUAUUGCCAUUUUUAAAAUAAGAGAUGAAGAUGAAUAUUGAUCUGCUUAUCAAUAUGAACUCGAACCUAGCUCAUUAUCAUUCCUCCAUGGUGCACUUCCCUUGGUGAAGGCUCUUGGCAUUGUUGACUACACAAGGGUUAAUAAUAAGAAAAUUAAUACACAAAUAGUAAAAGUAAAACGUCAACAACAGAAUUGGCAAAUAAGGAUUAAUUUGUAGACUUUUUCUCAUUUUCGCCGCCGGCCUAGAAUCUUGCAAUAAAUAAGUGAAAGAUAUUGGGUGAGUGGAGAGAACUUCCCCGGUUUGAGGAGCCAACCAACCCACCUGGAUUCUGUCCAAAUACUACUACUGAAUAUUCCAACCUCAAAAGGAAUCCAGCACUCAAUGCUUUGUCGUUAAUUAUUUGACUUUUUCAGUAUCGAAACAAACAAAACUAAACUUGUUUUUAAUUUCCAGACAAAGAUUAGUGGGUCGACCCCAGAAGAAGCACAUAAUAGGGCUUGGUGGCUCUCUCGUGCAAUUUGACCUUGGAGAGUUUUCUUUGACCCAUUUUGUUUCUUAAUCUUCCUGCCUUUUCUCUUUCGUGAUCAAUUCUUCUAAUUAAGUAUCUGUUUAGUGCUUGGUUGGGAUUUACACAGCUGCUUAUAAGAUUCAGAGGUUGAUCAAGGAAAUGUUAGAGCAAGUGUCAGUUUUUGGAAAUGAGGAUAAUGAUAGUUUGAGAGAACCAAAAAUAAAUAGCAUACACAAAUAAUAUUAACUUACCAAACUUAUGAAUUCAUUGGAUUCCACAAAUACAUUAUAGAAAUCUACUGACGACGUUCUCAAUGAUUUGCAAAAACUGAGAAUUGCGGAAAGUAAAUAACACAAGAAGUUACAUGGUAUUCCCGAAACCGGGACUAAUCCACGUAGAGCAUUGGUCUCGGACUAAUUGAAGCUUCACUAUGAGAUGUGGAAGUUUACAGAAGACAACAACUACUACUUAUACCCUUCUACUGUUCUACAAUACACAAGGGUAUAAGGGAAAAUAGUAGUCAAAAUACAAUCAUAUACUUAACAUAAGAAUAUCAAACAAUCAGGUCCAAUAGACCGAAGAAUAAAUUUAAAAAUAUAUCCUACAUAAAAAUUAAAAUACCAAUUAUUUCACAUACACAAAACAUAACAAACCAAACGUCUUGAUGAUGCAUUUUGAUGCAUGAUCUAAUGGUGUCAUUUGGUGAUGUUUUUUCGUCACUUGUAUCGUCAUCAUUUAGUCAUUAAACUUUAACAUUUGUACUUCCAAUUUUCGGUGUCUAAUUAUUAUGGUAUAAAUUUUUAUUAUAUAAAACUGAUCCCCAUGUUACUGUUGCCUAAGCUCUUGUUAUCAUGCACCACAAAGUACCAUAAUUUAUGUUUAUAUCCAUCUUGCUAACAUAUGUCAGUUUCAUUGGUUCUUUCUCUUUCCACGCCUUUGUUUUCCGUUUUAGUAUUUUGCAACUUCCACAUAAUCCAUAGUUGUAAUUUUUUGGCAUGAGAGAUUUGACUUAGCACACAUACUUUUCAAAAUGUUUCUCAAUUUGAGAGUUGUGAACUUCUGAUAAGGCUGGAACAUUGUUCUUAUUAGGAUGACAAAAUUAUCUACAAUCGUGGAUCCCGAACAAAUCUGAAUAUUGAGGGUAAUUAGUGACAUGGUUUUUUUUCACUAUUCAACCCAACCCAUCCGAUUAAUACACAUGCGUAUGUAAUUUCUCUAGAAAUGGUCAUUAUUUUUCUCAACAAAUUUGAUAUUUAUUAUACAUAUAUAAUGUUUUCAAGAAAUUGUGUUGCGUUAACUAUUUUUUUUCAUUUAAGUGAUUUAUAGUCAUACUUUUUCACUUAUGUAAUGUCACUAUACGGGUGAAUAUUAACAUGCUAGUUAGAGUCAUAAAGAUAAAUUAUUAACCAUGGAUACCCGAAAUAUCGGAUGUGGGCAUGAUUUUAAUUUUUUACCCGAUUUUUGUGUAGGUACGGAUAUGGGUAAAACCAGAACUACUUGUGUAGGGGAAUGGAACCAUUUGAAGAUCAAGAAAAACACCAGAUGUGAGCAGGACUAGAGAGACGAGUAGACAGAAGGUUGGCGAGACUCAAAUCCCAUUAUUAUUUGGAAAAAGGUUGAAAUUGGUUUGUUAUAAUCUGCAAUUUAGGACAAUAUAAAGGAUUAGCGGUUGUUUCUCGAAUUGACCACUUAGCCCACGGAAAAACGCGGCAUCACAAUCUAGUAUAUACAUGAAACAACAAAAGCUAAGAGAGAACCCUACAAAUUAAUCAUGCGCCCAAUAAAAUUAUACCAUAGUUCAGCAUAUUCUUAAAGCCUCAUUCUGCAUAUCCUCGACGACAUAAAAAAAAAAGAAGGUAAGCUUCAAUUUUAUAGAACCCAGGAUCUCAUUGUUGCAGCCGAAGGGAGUGGGAUCAAAAGUAUCUUAUCAUACAGAACAAGAGAGCUCCAAAAGUUGAUGAUACGCCGAUAUAUUUUUCAUUAUCGGAAACCAAACAACAAUACCAGCAAUGGACAUAAUUCUUUGUAGGGUGUAUAUGGGUCGGGUGGUCCGGGUUUACCCAUUUUAAUCACUCGAUUCAUGCACUACGGUUUUGAAUAUAUGAAAUUCAAACCAACCAAAAAAAUGAGAACUCUACGGUUUGUAUUUAAUUGGGUUGGGUCGGAUUGACAAUAUUUUUAAGUAAAAACCCAACCCAAUACAAAAAAUGUAAUUAUUCUAAACCAUAAAAAUAUUAUAUGAUUAAUUAAAAUUUCAAACGAAUAAUCCGAGGUGGAAGGUAUUAAAAAUGCACAAAUGUUGUUUGAAUUUUAAUAAUAUGUUAUUUACUUC